ACAUGACUGAUUUGCCAAUGCAACGUGCGGAGUGUACAAUCAUUGGUACAAUAAAUAAUUGUAAUUAAUUAUUAUUAUUAAUACUAUUAGUAAGUGUUAGAAUUUCUUAUUUCUUAUAAAAUAAAGUAUAAUAUAAAUAAAAUGUCAAACACAAAAGAAUUUUUUCUUUCGGUUGUACAACGUAUUUUCAGUAAUUGGACUGCAUUAAGAAUGGUAGUGGAACAUAAUAUGGGUACAAAAAAAAUGGUAAUAGAUUUUUGCUCGUACAUGACAGAGGUUAUGUACAUGAACGAAGGUCUGAAUGUUAGCGAAAUUGCCAAUGAAUUAGAAAAGUACAUAGAUGAGCAAUUCAAUACAGAACUUGAAGAUAAUAGUUCAGAGCAAGUUGCAGAGGAAUUAUUGAGAUUUUAUCGGUAUUGUAUUGAAAGUCAUGAAAGCUUGGCAGUGACAGAGUUUGCAAAAUUGUCGCCGCUACAAAAAUGGCUGGAUAUGAAUAAACCUGCAAAAGAAAUCCAAACUGUUUGUGCUAUGGAAACUGAUAGUUCUGAAAGUGAGAAAGAAACAUCUGACGAUAUGAAAGUUGUGGAUGAAUGGACAGAAGUGACACGUAAACGGAGAAGAUAACUAAAAUUUAUUAUUUUGAAUGGUACAUUUUUCUUUUUUUUUUUUAUAAAAGUAAGAAUUAACAAAGAAUGUACAAACUUGUUUACAGUACAUGUGCAUUGUUUGUAAUUGUAAUUUAUAUUCUAAAAUCUUGUAACCAAAUACUUAUCUAAGCAGUCUUUAAAACAUUGUCAAAUUUUAUUUAGCAGUACCAAUCCCUGCUUCUGAAACAGUAGAAAUCACUAAAAUAUUAAAAAAAAAAAAAAUAUUUUGUAAAUG
Messenger RNA from Frieseomelitta varia, 882 nucleotides. RefSeq lists its product as uncharacterized. The coding region runs from base 142 to 624 and encodes 160 amino acids. Lineage: Eukaryota; Metazoa; Arthropoda; Insecta; Hymenoptera; Apidae. Gene Ontology annotation, cellular component: nucleus. The record is from RefSeq and is a predicted model, not a curated record. Gene Ontology annotation, biological process: maturation of SSU-rRNA from tricistronic rRNA transcript (SSU-rRNA, 5.8S rRNA, LSU-rRNA). The transcript is spliced from 3 exons.